This is a messenger RNA of Bolinopsis microptera, 1266 nucleotides long. Its product is annotated as leucine-rich repeat-containing protein 40-like. The coding region runs from base 448 to 1266 and encodes 272 amino acids. The record is from RefSeq and is a predicted model, not a curated record. The transcript has a single exon. NCBI's taxonomy places the organism in Eukaryota, Metazoa, Ctenophora, Tentaculata, Lobata, Bolinopsidae. Gene Ontology annotation, molecular function: protein binding.
ACAUAGGUGAGAUAUUCAAAUACACGCCAAAUGUCUUUCUAAUCAACGCUCUAACAAAAGACAUAAUUAUGGACGAAUAUACUGGCAGUAUAAUUUAUCAUGUUUAUGUCUUUUAUCAGAGGCUUAAAGAAAAUCGUACAUAUACCCAACCUGUGAUUGUCUUCUAAUCAUUCAUUUCAAAAGACAUUAAUCGAUAUUGCAUCUCUGUAGUUACGAUAUGGUACGUGAAUUCACUGUACGUGGCUCUGAGAACACUUAAAUUAAUAAAACUUGGUUAAUUAAACAUUAUCUUAUUAUAAGAAAUCUUAAAUUAGAGGUUUCGAGUACCCAGGUCUCAAACCUUGAAAAGGAACAUUAUUAUCAAGGGCUCGCAGGGCAAGGAAGAUUUAUUGUUAUCAUAAAUAUUUGCAGUGUGGUGACGUGAUAAUAAAGAUAAACGGAGAAGACAUGGCCAGGUGGACCCACGAAGAGAUGCUGGAGGAACUCUACCACGCCCAAAACACCCUGACUCUCACCCUUAUCACCUACCAACACCAGCAGACUAAAUACCUCCUCUUUCUGGACCUGUCACCCGGUGAUAUCAUUAAUAUCUGGGCACUUAAUAACUUGGUGUCACUCCACAUUUGUGAGACUAAAAUGAAGAACGGGGUCGUGGAUCUGAGAGGGAUAACGUGUAAAGGAGUUUUACAAGAACUAGCGGUUACUAAGAGCGAGCUGGAUACCAUCAAUGGUAUCAUGGGGUUGGAGCAGUUCACUAAACUGAAGCGGCUCAAUUUAACUCACAACAGACUGUGUUCUCUAGACGAGGACGUGAUGAUGAAACUGAGCUCGUUAGAGGAACUCAGACUUGGGAACAACAAUCUGGACAAGUUCCCCCUGGUCCUGACGGAUAUGAUCACACUCAGAGACCUCUCCUUGGUGUACAAUCUUAUCAGUAGCAUCCCGGAACAGGUCCUCAAGAUGAGAAGUCUGGAGAAUCUUCAUCUGGAUAACAAUUAUCUUUCUGAGAUGCCAGAUUUUGUGACCCAACAGCUGCCGUCUUUGAGAAGUCUGACCUUUUCCAGUAAUCACCUCUCCUGGGACGAGGAUUAUGUUCGGGAAUGUUUUCACCUCAAUCUCAUCGACUUCUCUGGAAAUGGGACUAGAGCGAAGACUGGGUUGGACAAUUUUGGGGUAAUCAGUAGCAGGGCUACUCUCAGAAGAAAGGGGAGGAAUUUAUUGAAGGAACCGUCUUUAUUGAAGAUGGCAUUGGCUCGCUCUGCGUGA